UUAAGGCCAAAAACAAAAAAGCUUUUUCUAUCUUUGGGAGUAAGACCGAAGAAAAAUUACAAAAAUUUAGCACAGCAGAAUUUGUUGGUUAAAAUAUGGAAUGCACAAAAUUCGUAUAAGGAAACAAAGAAAAGCAAGAAAAAGACGCGGUACACAGAAGAGAGGCACAACGAUCGGAAGCUGGGCGGGUCCGCUUCAAAAUAAAGAAAAGAUUCUAUUUGGGUUUAGUCACCAUUGGAGCAAUAAUUACCAUAGCAUACAGUUAACUAACAUUCAACCGUAAUUAUAUGCAUUUAGUUAUACUCGUACCCGCACAGUAGCCACAUAGCUGAUUUUGCUAUGGUGCAAUGCAGGCAUUCCAAGACGCUUGGGCAGCAGCAUGUAAGGUGGAGGCAUCAACGGUUGUUGUUCCAGCUGAAUUCGUGUUCCUUGUAGGACCCAUUUCAUUCUCUGGUCCAUACUGUCAAGCAAAUAUUGUGUUUCAGCUGGAUGGUACAAUUAUCGCUCCAACCGACUCUCAACCCUGGGGUAAAGGUAUUCUACAAUGGCUUGAAUUCACAAAGCUGAGAGGUAUAACAGUUCAGGGAAAAGGUAUCAUUGAUGGAAGAGGCUCAGGGUGGUGGCAAGAUGCCCCAUACGAAGAUCCAUAUGAUGAUGAAAGAAAACUCAUAAUUCCAUUAAACUGUACAGUUCAAGAAAAACCACCCAUGCCGGUCAGAAAUGAACUCAGUGGAAAAAUGCCGAGCAUCAAACCAACUGCACUAAGGUUUUAUGGGAGUUUUAAUGUGACAAUCACGGGCAUAACAAUUCAAAACAGUCCUCAAUGCCAUCUCAAGUUUGAUAAUUGCAUAGGAGUUGUGGUGCAUGAUAUGACCGUCGCAUCUCCUGGGGACAGUCCUAACACAGAUGGAAUCCACCUACAAAACUCCAAAGAUGUGCUAAUACAUGGCAGUAAUCUUGCCUGCGGGGAUGACUGCGUUUCCAUACAAACAGGAUGCUCAAAUGUAUACAUUCACAAUGUGAACUGUGGCCCAGGGCAUGGAAUCAGCAUAGGAAGCUUGGGAAAGGAUAAUACCAAAGCUUGUGUCUCUAACAUCACUGUGCGCGAUAUCAUUAUGCAUAACACGAUGAAUGGAGUCAGAAUAAAGACAUGGCAGGGUGGAUUGGGCUCUGUUCAAGGGGUUCUGUUCUCAAACAUUCAAGUUUCUGAGGUCCAACUUCCAAUUGUGAUCGAUCAAUUCUACUGUGACAAAAGGGCAUGUAAGAAUGAAACAGCUGCAGUUGCUCUAUCAGGAAUCACCUAUGAAAAAAUAAGAGGAACAUACACAGUAAAACCUGUGCACUUAGCCUGUAGUGACAGCCUUCCAUGUAUAGGAGUAACUUUAUCUGCCAUUGAGCUAAAGCCACUACAGGAACACUACCACCUAUAUGAUCCAUUCUGCUGGCAAACUUUUGGACAGUUGACCACCCCAACUGUCCCACCAAUCAGUUGUUUACAAAUUGGCAAGCCUUCAAAUAACAGAGUCCAAUCUGAUCAUGAUGUGUGCUGAGCUUAGUCUAGGUAAUUUAUGGUGUAUUCGCUUGUGUGGUCGGCAUGGUUAUCUGACCCCUUUCACACCAUUCAUUUAUCAGGUAUAGAGUGUAUAUUUAGGCGCCAUCCUAGUUUAUAGGCAUUCUUCUUUGAUAGGAUUACACUGGUUCCUAGUUCCCACUAUGUGAGAUUAUACAGGCUUGCUAUCAGGUAGAGCCAAAUACUGGAGUCCAAGUCUGUCUAGUUUGUUAAGGCAGAUUGUUCGAUUGUGAAAUUUUAUACAAAUGCAUUAUCCACUAGAUGUGCAUCAAUAAAUCGCAAUAAAGAGACAUUUCGUUCUUCAUAUAUAACAAUCACUUAAAAGACUACAAAGGUAUAAGCAUAAGGUUAAAUAAAAUUAAACUCGCACAAACAGUCUAUCUUCUAAAGCAUUCAAGUUUGGUCAGGCAUUCAAAAAGAAUUAAAGUAGAAGCAAGCAUGAAGAUCAAAUGACAAAACUAUGUUGUCAUAAACAGAUUAGAUAUCGAAAGGAACAAGCUAAGACAAACAAUAAAUGGCAAUAAGCAUUAAGAAACAAUGGCGGCAACCAUGAACUGCAAUCAUUGAUUGGGAGAAGGGGAAAGGGAUUGGGAAUCAGCUCUUUCAGUAGAUGAUGUGAUUUGUUUUCUGAAUUUGAUGACUCAUGAAUCAUAUGAACAUUUAAUAUAGAAUACAUAUAACUGAUAAUUCUUCCAUAAUGUACCAGAUCAAUUAAUUUUAUACAGUAAGCAAAAGAUUCAUUUUACGUUUUUCAAGCAGACAAUUCAAGCGCAUCGACAACCUAAAAAGCAACAUCAACCAGUUUAAGUUUAAAUCAAAUACUAAUAAUCAAAGAAACAGGG
Durio zibethinus is the source of this 2412-nucleotide messenger RNA. RefSeq names its product polygalacturonase At1g48100-like. Lineage: Eukaryota; Viridiplantae; Streptophyta; Magnoliopsida; Malvales; Malvaceae. Gene Ontology annotation, biological process: carbohydrate metabolic process. The record is from RefSeq and is a predicted model, not a curated record. Gene Ontology annotation, molecular function: polygalacturonase activity.